UCCGGGGGCGGGCCACGUGACCGGCGGUUCGGGUCCUCGUCGCCUCCGACGAGCGGCGGUCGUGGCCCCCGCGUCUCGCGUUGCUGGCAAGGGGGGGGGGGCGGCGGCGCGCGAUCGCUCGCGUUAGCGUCGGCGGUGUCUUUCGCGUCUCGCUCUCUCGCCUCCCGCCCGCUGCUUCGCUACCUUUGGGUGAGCACCGGAGCCUCGUGCAUGCCCGACUCGGCAGGGGCCGGAAUGCCAGCACUGUCGGCCACGCCAAGGAACGGAGCGAUGAGCGACGUCCUGGCCACCCUCCCAUCGCAACUUCAGGAGCACGGGGGCAGCCCGGAGGACAUGACCUUCUUACGGGAUAUCUGUGGAGAUGCCAGCCUGCAGUCCCUCGUGAAGGUUCAUGACAAAUUAAAGAGCUACAUUAAGAUCAGCCCUGCUCCCAUGCUGGCCAAUUCUGCUACUCUUACUGAUGAUUUGACAGAGGAACUACAAGGUCAACCGACAAACAGUGAUGUCAGGGAACUCUUAACACUUCUUUCUAAGCCACAUGUCAAGGCAGUGCUGUCUGCGCACGAUUCUGUGGCACAAAAAGACUUUGUCCCGGUUCUGCCACCACUGCCCGAUGAUCUUGAUGACGAUGAAGAGUCGGUCAAAAUUAUCCGGCUCGUCAAGAACAAGGAGCCCCUGGGUGCUACCAUCCGACGGCACGAGGAGACGGGAGCGAUCGUGGUGGCACGGAUCAUGAGGGGUGGUGCGGCGGAUCGCAGUGGGCUCAUCAAUGUAGGCGAUGAGCUGAAGGAGGUCAACGGGGUUCGCGUUGACAACAAGGAGCCUGAAGAGGUCAUUCAGAUCCUGGCACAGUCGCAGAGUGCAAUAACAUUCAAGAUUGUGCCAGCCUUUAAAGAUGAAUCCCAAAGCAAAGACACCAAGAUUUACCUGCGCACAUUCUUUGACUACAACCCGCGGGGUGACGUGGCGAUCCCAUGCAAGGAGGCGGGGUUACCAUUUUUGCGUGGCGAGGUGCUUCAAGUGGUGAGCCAGGAUGACAGCAUGUGGUGGCAGGCCAAGCGCACGGAGCAGAGCAACAUGCGUGCCGGCCUCAUCCCUUCCAAGCACUACAUGGAGAGGCGGCUUGCAGCCAGACAGCCGGCAUCACCACCCAUCGUCCAGAAGAGCAGUAAAUCAAGAUUGUUAAGCACGGUUGAAGAAGGUGAGGAGUCCUAUGCAUGUGAGGAUUUAAAAACAGAAGAUCCAGGGUAUGAUGGCCACGGAGUUUAUAUCGCCGGUCUCCGCCGGAGCUUCCGGCUCAGCCGCCAGAGCAGGAAGACGAGCAAAUUGAUGUACGAGAGCAAGCGCAGUGCCGAGUAUGAUGCCUCGGAGGUCUCCACCUACGAGGAGGUGCUGCAGUACCAGCACCAGCCAGGUGACAAGUAUCGAGUCAUCGUGCUCGUCGGGCCACCUGGGGUUGGAAUUAAUGAGCUCAAAAGAAGACUCAUUGCCAGCGACCCAAGCCUCUACAGCGGAACUGUUCCAACAACUACACGGCAAAAGAAGAGCCACGAGAAAGACAGCAAGGAGUAUUACUUUGUGUCUCGGCACCUAUUCGAGGCAGAUCUGCACAACAACAGGUUUGUGGAGUACGGCGAGUUCAAGGGGAACUUGUACGGCACAAGCGUGGACGCUAUUCGCUCGGUGGUGAAUGCUGGCAAGGUGUGCCUGCUGGACGUGAGCCCCCCGGCUAUCAAGUCCAUUCGGACGCCAGAGUUCAAGCCUUUUGUGAUCUUUGUGAAGCCGCCUUCUCUUGAGCGUCUCCGACAGACGAGAGGGGCAGCCAAGUCCAGCGGAGACAAAAACCCGGCCCGUAAUUUCACGGAUGAGGACUUCCAGGAAAUGCUGGGCACGGCGGCACGGAUGGAGGCUCAGUUUGGCUACCUGUUUGACAAGACGGUGGUGAACGACGAGCUGGCAGCGGCGUAUCGCGAGCUGCGCGCCGCCGCAGACUCGCUGGAGAGGGAGACCAUGUGGGUGCCGCUGAGCUGGGUGCUCUCAUAGCCCCGCGCCACUGCACCGUCGCACAGUAGCAAGUACACGGCGGAAACAAGCUCAAGAGGUCGUCACGGCCAUUACCAUCGAUGCCAAUGCUCCUCGCCACUCCUAGAUCCCGCAGCUGUUGUGCAGUUGACAACCUGACCACCAAAAUCUGCUCUUGCAGUAAUCUCACAAUCUGGCUUUUAGGUAUUUCCCUUGGCCUCUGACCUUUGAGUGCCCACUCCAUUGUUUGCCUCGGUAACCUGUCCCCAUCGUCUUACACCAAUUGCAACAUCCUUUUCUUGAUUAAACUUACUUGGCUUUAUUGCCACAUUCUAUUUUAAAAUUCCUUACCUAAUUCUGCAUGCACAUAUAAUCUAAGGCAAAAAGGUAUUCUCAUUGCUGUAUUACAGUUUAUCAGUUUGACUUGCACAGCAGCACGGGCGUUACUUCUGCUGGCCACUUAACGCUAAAGUUGAUAUGUUUACUUAAAAAGUAACACGCUCAAAUUAAACACAACCUGAAUUGGCUUGCAGUAAAAACAGUCCGGCGUGCUCUAGUAUCGCAGAAUGGUCAACAGGCAUUUCUUCCACAGCACUGUGCUUUGUGUCACAUUCCCUUUUUUGCGAUGUUCCUUCUGCAAAAAAGGAUGUGUUACACUUCACAGAAACAUUGGGCACAAGAGGUAAGAUGAGCUGUCUGGGGGAAACCCCUUUUGACCUUGCGUGCCCCUAUCUGCUGGUCAGGAAUUGGUCCGAGUGCUGUAAUGGGUGACGAAGCAUCCCAUGGUGUGCCGUGGUUGGCUGGACCGCAUGCUCUCAUCAGUGCUGUCAUUGCAGUUGCCACCCACACCUUGAUAGUGUUUUUUGGUCAUCUAAACUUUGUACACGUUUGUUUUCUUGGUGAAUGUAAGGUUUCACUCAACAAUUCCCAUGCAAAUAACACAGGAUGCACACAUAGUAAGGUGCGCAUAUAAAUUUGGGUGUUUUUUUGCUGUGGCUUGUAUUAAAAUGGAACCAAACCAAAUAAUUCUGACAUGUAUCUUAAGUCAUUUAACCAGGUUACAUUUAUUAUUAUUGCUAUUGAAGCAUGCUUUGUGUUAUCCACUGCUGCUAAAUAAAUCCAGGUUAUUUAAAAAAAAAAAUUGAUACCACAUAAUUCAAGAGCAGUAUCACAUUAUGCACCAUAUGAUUAAACAGGAUAUUUUAUUCAUUUAACAGCAUUUUUAUAUGUUGAGGCCAGAUUUGAGGCCUUGUACAGUUGUGUAGGGUUUAUUGGUUUCCAAAUGCUGGUGUUUUCACUCGUAUCUGCCAUUGGUUUGCAGCCAUUGUCUCACAAAUUCAUGGAAUCAUGAACGAUCCUUUAAACAACCAUUGUUUACACUGCUGAAUGAUUGCCCAAUGAUGGCCUCAUCCAAGAUGCUUGGAAUUACAUUCUGUGUUGCCUGUACCAAACCAGUUUAAGACAAUUCAGUGAAAUCAUAACUGAGCGUUGUAAUGUAUUGAGCGAUUUAGUAAUUAUUGUAGACGGCUGUAUUGUGUGCGAAUAGCAGUUAGCGGAAUAUAUUUCUCACCGAUGAUGGCUCAUAUGUCUUGCAUGUUGUAGUGUAGUGCUAGUUUUUAGGACGAACAUGCUAAAAAUACAGUAUUGUGACAUUGUCAGGAUUUCUUAAAUUAUUUCUUCUUGACAUUGAAACCACUUGUGGAAAAUGAUUGUCUAAUGUUUGAUUAGCUUACUAUACGUAAUUGAAUUGGCAGUUCUAAAUAAUGUCCUGUAAAAUGUGUUGCUGUAAAAACAAUCCUUAAAAGUGUAAAAGACCAAAAUCUAAUGUUAGUAAUACAGUAUUUGAUUAGCUUUCUCCCUACUGGACUGUGUAUGGGUUAUGUUGUAUGGCUAUCAGUCGUAGUUAGGUUUUGUAAUGUUGAUGUCUUUUUGAACAAACUUGACGUAGUGUUGAAUUCGAGAUCUCUGUGCACAUAUCCUAAUGUGUACUACGGCGAGCGCUAGUUUAUCUUGAGUUGGGAUUUGCUCGUGUGCUUAGGUUAGAGAGAGCAUUUUUUAUAUAGCUUUUUAUUUUAAUAUAAGAAUUUGCAUUGCCCUUGCAUUGCCCUAAAGUUACUGCAUGUGACGAAGCGCUGUACUUCCAAGUUGGAAACUCAUGGAUUCAAAGUUUGGUCAGGAGUCUACUUAAUUCGUUGUCUCUCCAGGGUCGGUUGAGAAGUUUCUACUAUGUGCGAUGUCCAAACUUGUCCUAUGGAGAGACUGAUCUUCAUUAUACAAAUUUGGAAUAACCAUUCCUGGUUUAGAGCCUCAACUUAUGAGAAUUGCCCAACCACUCUUGGGGCAUAUGGUGCUAAAUAAAUUAUGAAGUAGCUAAUAUCAGAAUGCACCAAAAUAGGACAUCUCAUUGGGUAUUUGCUAACGAUUGGAAUUACAAAAGUGGCUGGUUGUCUUUGUGGGUUAAUGCUUUGCCUAUGUUUGAGCACUUAGGCCAAAACCAUGGUUCAUGACUUGUGUGCCCACCUCAGGUGGUCAUGUAAUCAUCUUUUAAAUUUGAUGAUGACUUGAUUGGCUCAAACCUGGCUCCUGAAAAGCUUAAUUGUCAAAUAAUGUACGAUACACUGACUUAUCCAUUUAGCUUUGAGCACUUGCCACUCUGUAUUGUUUAAAAAAAAUGCAUGCAACUUUGCAUAGUUUAAAGAAUACAGGAAAAUGCUUCGUGAUUUCACAUGCAGGUCAUUCAGAAUGACAUGGUUCAGAUGCUAUGAAACGGAAUAAUGUGCUGCAUUCGUAUAGAAAGCCAAACAGCACAGCUUGGAGUAGAACCUAAAUUCGAACUUGAGAGAGUAGAACCUAAAGUCCAAGUAAAGGUGUGCAUCAGGCUCGCCGUAGUGGACACGAUGGUGGGUGAUUGCUGUAUGUGAGAGGCAUCAUCCUGGGAGCAGGUUUAACCUACUGUAAUUUUGGCUACUGAGAGGUCUCCACUUAUCCCAUGAAUUGUGUAAAAUGUGCAUUUCUGUAAAUAUACGUUAUUUAAGUUUCAGUAGACACUGUCCGUUGGUGUAUAUCUGUGGGAAAUAAAGAGAGAACUGUG
Messenger RNA from Petromyzon marinus (sea lamprey), 5113 nucleotides. Its product is annotated as MAGUK p55 scaffold protein 7. The record is from RefSeq and is a predicted model, not a curated record. Lineage: Eukaryota; Metazoa; Chordata; Hyperoartia; Petromyzontiformes; Petromyzontidae. Gene Ontology annotation, molecular function: protein binding.